AUGCCCACGUUAGCUCGAGAUCGUAGACCAACCUCUGGAAAAUCCACACAGAAUGCAUUCAUAUUUAAUCCGUAUAAGAAACUCGCAAAGCUUUCGCUGAACCGUGACAGACUCUCGUGUAAAAGUUGGAGAUGCAUGAAAUUGGCUUCAAGGUCGGCCAUUGAAUCGGAGAAUUCUGCAAAUUGCGGCUCCAGCGAAUUGAUAGCUGGCUGCAGUGUGUGCGUCCCGGUCGGGUUGCCUCCAAAGUUGUGUUCACGGAGGGAGGAUCUUGAGCUUGGACGGAGGGGGGUAGUUGGGCGGGAGGAAGGAAGCGGACGCGACGUCGAACGGUGGCUGUUUGGAUCCAUGGCCACUUCGCUGAAAGGACGCAAAUACAACACCACAGAGUCGAGUGCUUGA
Uncinocarpus reesii 1704 is the source of this 399-nucleotide messenger RNA. RefSeq lists its product as uncharacterized. The record is from RefSeq and is a predicted model, not a curated record. The coding region runs from base 1 to 399 and encodes 132 amino acids. NCBI's taxonomy places the organism in Eukaryota, Fungi, Ascomycota, Eurotiomycetes, Onygenales, Onygenaceae. The transcript has a single exon.